Molecule: messenger RNA, 1659 nt
Organism: Abrus precatorius (Indian licorice)
Lineage: Eukaryota; Viridiplantae; Streptophyta; Magnoliopsida; Fabales; Fabaceae
Exons: 4
Coding region: 1-1659 (552 amino acids)
Source: RefSeq, a predicted model, not a curated record
AUGCCCACAUUAUGGGAUUCCGGACUGGCUUCAAGUGCAAUUCCGGACUGGCUUCAAGUGCAAACCUUCUACAAUGGAUUGAACCCAGCCACAAGACAAAUGAUAGAUGCUGCAGCUGGGGGCACUUUGAAUAGCAAGACACCAAGGGCUACACAAGAACUGUUUGAAGAAAUGGCAAUGAACAACUAUCAGUGGAGCUCAACUCGAUCCAAACCUGCGAAAUCCACGGGGAUCUAUAGUCUUGAUGCAGUAACAUCCUUGGCAAUGCAAGUGGAAACCUUAGGGAAGAAGAUUAAUGGUUUAUCUGUUAACCAUCAAGUUGCUCCGGUAAUGAGAUGUGAUAUUUGCAGAGGAGGCCACCCUAAUCAUGAGUGUCGAGCUACUCAGGAAGAACCUGCCAAUGUGAUAGGAAACAUACCACCUUAUCAAAAUUAUAAUGGCAUGAAUAAUCCGGGCUGGAGGAACUAUGCAAACCAACCAUGGAAUAACAACCAACAGCCAAUGCGGAACAACACACUCACAGGAUUUCAACAAGCUUCACAUCCACCACCACCCCCACUUGAAAAGAAGUCAAACCUUGAGGAAUUGAUGACCAAAUUCAUUCAAACUUCAGAAUCUCGGUUUCAAUCUACCGAGACAGCACUAAGAAAUCAACAAGCCUCUAUCCAUAAUCUAGAAAUUCAGUUGGGUCAAAUUUCUAGACUUCUCUCAAAAAGACCCCAAGGAAGCUUGCCUGGCAAUACUGAGACUAAUCCUAGGGAGCAGGUCAAUGCAGUAACAUUAAGGAGUGGCAGAACAUUACAAGAGAAGGGGAAGCAAGAAACAGAAAAAGAUACAGCUGAAGAGAAGGAUAAAUGUCAAGAGGAGACUGUGGAAAAGCCCCACGUAGUGAAAGAAUUCAUACCCCCACUUCCCUACCCAGCAAGAUUGAAGAAAGACAAGGAUGAUGAACAAUUUGGUAAAUUUCUGUCCUUAUUUCGUCAACUUCAUAUUAAUUUACCGUUUGUUGAUGCCUUGGCACAGAUGCCCAAGUACGCCAAAUUUCUGAAGGAUCUACUGUCCAACAAGAAGAAAUUGGAGGAGUUGGCCACAGUAACUCUGAAUGAAGAAUGCUCAGCAAUUCUGCAAAACAAGAUGCCUGAAAAAUUGAAGGAUCCAGGGAGUUUUACUCUUCCUUGUCUCAUUAGUAGAUUGAUAGUUGAUAGGGCUUUAGCUGAUUUAGGUGCUAGCAUUAAUUUGAUGCCAUAUUCUAUUUUUAAGAAAUUAGGUUUAAGGGAACCUAGGCCAACUAGGAUGAGUCGUCCAUUUUUAGCUACUGCAGGAGCUAUAAUUGAUGUGAGGGAUGGAAAGUUAAUUUUGAGGGAAUUCUUGAUUUCAAACCCAUUGGAAAGAAACUUAGUUCAUGAUAGAGGAAAAGAUGAUAUGAGCUUGGUAACUCAAGAACAGUGGUGUCAUUUAGAAGCCACUAAGCCAUUAUGGAGAAAGAGAGACUUCAAAGUUUUGGAGUGGAAAUCAGAGAAGCAACCCAACCCAUCCAUUAAUGAACCACCAGAUGAAAAAUUGAAGGUUUCCUCUCCAAUUGAAUCCCAGAUUAGCUUUGCUUCCCACGACUCUUUGCUUACUUAUUUACUUUUCAGGGAAGUUUCAGUUGCACUUUAA